This is a messenger RNA of Pseudophryne corroboree (corroboree frog), 3497 nucleotides long. RefSeq names its product RING finger protein 44-like. Gene Ontology annotation, biological process: protein ubiquitination. The record is from RefSeq and is a predicted model, not a curated record. NCBI's taxonomy places the organism in Eukaryota, Metazoa, Chordata, Amphibia, Anura, Myobatrachidae. Bases 347 to 1048 code for a protein of 233 amino acids. Gene Ontology annotation, cellular component: cytoplasm. The transcript is spliced from 2 exons. Gene Ontology annotation, molecular function: ubiquitin protein ligase activity.
AAUACUGUGUAAAGUAUUUAGCAGCAAUAGUCGGCACAAUUCAUGGGAAUACAGAUACUCAGUAGCUGCCCAUGCCAGAAAGAAAUAUGGCCGCCUGAAUGCAGGUCGGCCAUCUUGCCAUGGUAUAACUGCCCAGCGCACAGUAGCAUCAGUGGCAUUUCUUCAGUUGAAGCUUUUGUGGCUGAUGCUAGAGUCUGGCCUCUGGAAGGGCGAGCUAGUCUGUUUCGGCAACUAGUGUAUUACUUCCAGCGUAUUACCUGCGGUAUCCUACUGUUCGGAGCACCAUAAAAUCUGUGUUUUUCUGGACUUUUUUUUAUUUAUUUUGUGUUUAUUUUUGACAUCGGAGAUGAGCCGGAGAGAACUGAGGCGGCUCCUCGAGGACCAGAGGCGGUGGAGGAGCCGUCAUGGAGAUCCUGAUGAUGCUUUGGAGACCGUGUUUGAGGAGAGGCUGCGGUCCGAGCGGAGAGGAGAAAGAAGAGCUCGUCAGGACCAGAGACAUCAGAGGGAGAACAGAGAGAGAAGCCGUUCUCCCCUUCCUGCUCCCGACGCCGCAGAGAGACCACGCCCAGAUCAUCUCCCUGGUCAUCUUCAUCUCAUCUUUCAUCAACCGGCAGAGAAUGGGCAGGAUCUCCCGGCCAUGGUGGUGGAGCUCACUACGCAGAAUCUCCCGGCUUUCCUGGUGGAGAUCAGAAUGCGGAAUCUCACACCCAUGAUGAUGGUGAUCGGCGGACAGGAUUUCCCACCCAUGGAGGUAGAGAUCAGCGGGCACAAUCUUCCAGCCACGGUGACCGAGAUCAACGAGCAGAAUCUUCCCGUCAUGGAGGUAGAGAUCAGCGGCUUCCCAUCUCACCAUACCACAGAGGAUGAAGCCACACAGGCGUGUGUGAUCUGCUUGAUGGAGUUUGGACAUGGAGAACGGGUGACUGUCCUGCCCUGCAGCCACAAGUACCACACCAGCUGCAUCUACCAGUGGACGGACACAAACCCCAGCUGUCCUGUGUGCCGGAGAGACUGCAUCCCGAGGCCGGUCCUGUGGCGGAUCUCCUGAGUACGGCAGGAAGAUGAAGAUCUACAGCACCGUACAUUGUGUCAUCUACCCCUGGUGAGUACAGUGGUUUGGAACCUUGCACAAGUGUUGGACCCAUACUGUGCAUGUGCAGCCUCCAUUUCCCAAUACGGAUUUGUAUCGCUGCCGUUGUUGGGGAGGGAUGGGGCCAGGAUCUCCAUCUGAGGUCUGAUAUUUCCUGGUCUCUUUGUAGUAGAUGUGGCGGUUGGCUUGCGUGACUUCAUGGGUCAUGCAGAUGGCUGUUCGUGUCGUAGAAGAACCAAUACUGCAUCCUAGAAUGCAGCUCAGAUCGGUAAUGCAAGCCGGAGGCGUGACGCCUCCUGCUGCAUACCAUAUUAGUACCUCCAGCCUCAUCUGAAUCAGGCCGCUGUGCUCCUACAGGCCAGUGCCCAUCUUAUGUACAGCACUGGGGGGCAUCCUUUGAGAAGGGUAGUCCUGCUUUUUGAGAUGGAGCUUUCCUCUGGCUAUGGAGCUCUGAUGGGCAAAUAGAUGUUGAAUCAGUUUUUCGCAGCCGCUGCUCCAUUCGUCGGGUCUUUAGGUUUAUGGGUUUUACAUUGGAUGGUGUUUUAUGUUAGAAAAUCACGGUUUGCGUUAUCACGUAUUUAGAUUCGACAUCUAUUGUUUGGGGGUUCAGUCUGGCUGAUGACGUAUUGUCGGAGCUUGGUAUUUGAAUAUGUCUGAGACUGUGGCAGGAGUACUGAUACUUUGAUUUGUGCUGUGUCGGAAGCUUGGUGGCCUGAUAUACAGAUGUAGCCACAUCUGUGCUAAACUAGCACUCUCAGCGUAGGCCAGGCAUACCCGCGCUGCCGCAUUUGCCGCUACCAUACAUGUGAAUGGGGCGCAUGAAAGAUGCGUACAUGCCCCGGACGCGCACAUGGUCGUGCCUAACAAGGUGCGAUCACGGUAAGAUAUAGCUACGGUGACUACAUCUGUAAUACCUACUUAUAGGAUAUGAGGGUGACUGUAGAACAGAGGAGAAGUUGUGAGAAUUAUCAGAACUGGUAUCAGGUUGUUAGCUAGACCCAGAGCAGGUGCGCGGAGAGUCUUACCCCACCGGUGGUCUUCUCCAGGGAACCCCACAAGGGGAUUUGAGUUUCAUUGUACCUGGCAGGCCGGACGCGACCCCCUGACUGAGUCUCCUGGGCUAGGACUAUUGAUACUGAUGGAUGAGGACUGAACUGUAGAAAACAUCUGGAGACCACUAUGGAUUUGGCUUGGAGUUGGACAGCUGAUGUAUCACUGAAACUGAGAAAAGAAUUGGUGCCCUGAUUGGGCUAGAACUGGAAUAAUAACACUUGGCAAUAUCGGACUGAACUGGAGUGCUGACCAGGCUGGAUCCGGAAUGAAGACACUGGUAGUACAGAGCUGGUAUCGGACUGAACUGGAGUGCUGAUCGGGCUGGAUCCGGAAUGAAGACACUGGUAGUAUAGAGAUGGUAUCGGACUGGACUGGAGUGCUGAUCGGGCUGGAACUGGAAUGAUGACCCUGGUACUACUGAACUGGAAUCGGACUGGAGAGGUACUAAGGACUGCAGGUUCUAAGGUAUAACCUGUGAACACUGAGGAGCGCAGUUACAAGGCUCACCCACUGAGCUGUGUGACAUAUGGAAUUGGCAACCUGCACAUUGAGAGGCAGGAAGCAUUAUACCUCUGUGUACUAUUGGCUGGAUGUGUCAGCUGACCUAAAGGCUGAGCGGGACUGGACAGAGUCUGGUCAGUUGACAACAACCAAGAUGGUGCUGCCUAUGUUCCCGGCCCAGUGGGACUAGCGCCAUGUGGCAUGCCCCAACCCCACCACAGUCACGCACACCAUGCUCCACAGCCCCUGCUGCCCCCGAGAACACUCCCAUGGACAUGAAGGUAGCACGCUACUGGAGCAUCUGAGCCCUCCGAGCACACACAAGUGGCCGGACGGGUAAGAAACGUGGAUUACCGUGGGACACACCACCAGCAGCCAUGAUAUAUAUAAUAUUGCCUGGUUGAGUGAUGGUGUUUUUUGUUUGAUGUCGGGUUUGUUUUAAUAUUACCUCUCAGGUACUUCCUAUGCAUAUGGUGUUUGGUAGGAGAACUCACAGGAUAAUGGAGGAAGUGCGGUGGUCCCUUAAUUUCAUUUGGCUGGCUAGGGAGAUUCUUUGGUACCUUCUUUUGGGAUAUAUAUUUUUUUUUAUCAGUUAAGAGGAUAUGAAUCUGGGUUUUCCAGCCAGUUAUACAUCUGGCUCUCCAGUUUAUUGCUGACAUUGACGGAUCCUCAGCUUUGGCCCCACAUAUUUUUAUGUAAGAAUGCGUGCAGUACCUGGGCCUGGAGAUUGGGUGAGUGAGGGCUUUGAUGUGGAAUUUGCUUCUUGAGAUUUUCCCUGUAAUGGUGUCCCUGGAGUUAGGGGUGUGUGUUUGGAGAACCGGACAAUGUAUUCUGAUGCAACAACAUUAGGGUU